Molecule: messenger RNA, 687 nt
Organism: Hydra vulgaris (swiftwater hydra)
Lineage: Eukaryota; Metazoa; Cnidaria; Hydrozoa; Anthoathecata; Hydridae
Source: RefSeq, a predicted model, not a curated record
GUUGUUUUCAAAAGGAAUCAAAACUAAAUAACAAUGUUUAAAACUGAAAUAUUUGAAAAUAAAAAUUAAUUAAUAUUUUUGAAGCUUGGAGAAUAAAUAUUGGAAAAUUUGGAAAAUGAGUUUUGGCGUUUUGCGGUUGAUCUUGGAAAAACCAAUGAUUCCCUUUUUAUGGAAAUAAAGUUUUUAGUAUUAUUGCUGUUCGUUUUUAUACCAGGGUUCGCAUUUUCUAUUGCUUUUAUUGGUUCUUCUUGGAUUGGAAAACUUGCAGUGGGAAUAACUGGUUUGGUGUGUUUUAUUGUCAGUUUAACAUUAGCCGUUAUAAUAAAGAAACGUUUUUGUUCAAAAAAAGAAGUUGAACCUUCUUUGCCACAAAACGUUCAAGUUUUAUUUAAUCCAAUAAUAAUUUUGGAAGAUGAAGAAAACAAACAAAGUGGUCCUAUUUACGAAUCGAGCUAUUCAAACUACGCAGGAAAUUUACAUUUGCUAGGUGUUCAUCGCUUUAUUGGACUGCCAACAUCCAAAGUAUUAGAGAAUGGAGAAAAAGAAGAAACUGAAGAAAUAACUGUGCAAAUGAAAUUUGAUUGAAGAAAUAACUGUACAAAUGAAAUUUGAUUGAAGAAAAUGAAAAGACAUUGAUUAUAUAUCGUGUAUAAUUGUUAUGAAUUAAUAAAAUUAUUUAACUUGUAA